AUGCUCCAGUACAAUGGGCACCUGCAGCAGCAGCAGCAGCAGCAGCAGCAGCAGCAGCAGCAGCAGCAGCAGCAGCAGCAAAAGCAGCAGCGUAAGCAGCAGAGCAGGGGGCAGAAAGAAAAGCAGCAGUACAGUUGGGCAGCAGCAGCAGAAGUUAGCCCUGCACCACUGGCUGCAACAUCAGCAGCAGCAGCAGCAGCAGCAGCAGCAGCAGCAGCAGCAGCAGCGCCAACAGCAGCAGCAGCAGCAGCAGCGCCAACAGCAGCAGCAGCAACAGCACCACCAAAUCAGCAACAGCAGCAGCAACGGCACCACCAAACCAGCAGCAGCAGCAGCACCACCACCACCAAAUCAGCAACAGCAGCAGCAGCAGCACCACCAAAUCAACAGCAGCAGCAGCAACAGCACCGCCAAACCAACAGCAGCAGCAGCAGCAACAGCACCGCCAAACCAACAGCAGCAGCAGCAGCAGCAGCAGCAGCAGCAGCAGCAGCAGCAGCAGCAAGUCCCCACAGUGUGCUCCUUGGGAAUGGGGGGCCCCUCAGGGUCCAGAACAGCAACAGGCCAUUCAUCAUUUCCUUUGCGGGGGCCCCUCAGCAGCAGCAGCGGCAGCUGGCUGGGGCUGCAGCAGCAGAGCCGCACGGCGCUGCUUUGUGGGGCCCCACAGGCAGCAGCAAGAACCCCGCGUUUUGCUGCACCUGA
This is a messenger RNA of Eimeria necatrix, 702 nucleotides long. RefSeq lists its product as hypothetical. Lineage: Eukaryota; Apicomplexa; Conoidasida; Eucoccidiorida; Eimeriidae. Bases 1 to 702 code for a protein of 233 amino acids. The transcript has a single exon. Gene Ontology annotation, molecular function: structural constituent of ribosome. The record is from RefSeq and is a predicted model, not a curated record. Gene Ontology annotation, biological process: translation. Gene Ontology annotation, cellular component: ribosome.